GCCUUUUAUGAACCUCUCAAUUAUACAGUCAGUCUAUGUGCACCGGAGUUUGGAGUCUUCACAUCACACCUGUGUACGUUGCAUACUGGACUGUGAUUGGCUCGAAGCUAGUUGUCACAACAUCACCUGGUGUGGGCUCUGCUAUGAACCAGUGUGAGGAGACAGAGGAGGGAGCCCCCCCCUCUAAAACCACUCUGUGUGGGGAACAUGGCAGCCAGACCAGAGCUCAGAGCCCAGAGCAGCAGAGACCAGACUCUGCUGGACCUGGACCCAGCUGUGUGUCCAUCAAGAGCCACCAGUCCAUGGAUGAACCUUUUAAGUUUAAAGGACGACUUCCUUCAGAGACUCAGGUUCGUCAGCAGAGACCAGACUCUCCUGGACCUGGACCCAGCUGUGUGUCCAUGAAGAGUGACAAGUCCAUGGGUCAUCCUUUAAACUUCAGAGAUGGACACCACUCUGCUGAAGAAAGAGUUCAGCAGGUUCCUGGUGGUCAGUCUGUCCAGCAGCAUCCAACAGACCUGGACUCCAUAUUUAUGCAUCUUGAGGAAAACGUUGUCACUUUUGUGAAGAACGAGCUGAAAAAGUUCCAGAAGGUUCUGAGUCCAGAUUACCCAGAAUGCUUAGGGAGACAGAGUGAGGAUGAGGAGGUGGUGGAUGGUGAGGAGGAAGAGCAGAGGACGAGCAGCAGAGAGGCAUUUCUGAAGAUCACACUGCACUUCCUGAAGAGAAUGAAGCAGGAGGAGCUGGCUGACCGUCUGCAGAGCAGAACUGUUGCUGCAGUUUGUCGACAUCAACUCAAAUCUCACCUGAAGCAGAAAUAUCAGCGUGUGUUUGAGGGGAUUGCUAAAGCAGGAAACCCAACCCUUCUGAACCAGAUCUACACAGAGAUCUACAUCACAGAGGGAGGAACUGCAGAGGUCAAUGAUGAACAUGAGGUCAGACUGAUUGAAACAGCAUCCAGGAAACCAGACAGUCCAGAAACAACAAUCAGGUGUGAAGAUAUCUUUAAACCCUCACCUGGAAGAGAUGAACCAAUUAGAACAGUGAUGACAAAGGGAGUGGCUGGCAUUGGGAAAACAGUCUUAACGCAGAAGUUCACUCUGGACUGGGCUGAAGACAAAGCCAACCAGGACAUACACUUCACAUUUCCAUUCACUUUCAGAGAGCUGAAUCUGCUGAAAGAGAAAAAGUACAGCUUGGUGGAACUUGUUCAUCACUUCUUUACUGAAACCAAAGAAGCAGGAAUCUGCAGGUUUGAAGAGUUCCAGGUUGUGUUCAUCUUUGACGGUCUUGAUGAGUGUCGACUUCCUCUGGACUUCCAGAACAAUGAGGUCCUGACUGAUGUUACAGAGUCCACCUCAAUGGAUGUGCUGCUGACAAACCUCAUCAGGGGGAACCUGCUUCACUCUGCUCGCCUCUGGAUAACCACACGACCUGCAGCAGCCAAUCAGAUUCCUCCUGAGUGUGUUGACAUGGUGACAGAGGUCAGAGGGUUCACUGACCUACAGAAGGAGGAGUACUUCAGGAAGAGAUUCAGUGAUGAGGAGCAGGCCAACAGAAUCAUCUCCCACAUCAAGACAUCACGAAGCCUCCACAUCAUGUGCCACAUCCCAGUCUUCUGCUGGAUCACUGCUACAGUUCUGGAGGAUGUGUUGAAGACCAGUGAAGAAGAAGAGCUGCCCAAGACCCUGACUGAGAUGUACAUCCACUUCCUGGUGGUUCAGUCCAAAGUGAAGAUCGUCAAGUAUGAUGGGGGGGCUGAGACAGAUCCAUACUGGAAUAAAAAGAGCAUGAAGAUGAUUGUGUCUCUGGGAAAAUUGGCUUUCGAGCAGCUGCAGAAAGGCAACCUGAUCUUCUAUGAAUCAGACCUGACAGAGUGUGGCAUCGAUAUCAGAGCAGCCUCAGUGUACUCAGGAGUGUUCACACAGAUCUUUAGAGAGGAGAGUGGGCUGUACCAGGACAAGGUGUUCUGCUUCAUCCAUCUGAGUGUUCAGGAGUUUCUGGCUGCUCUUCAUGUCCAUCUGACAUUCAUCAACUCUGGUGUCAGUCUGCUGUCAGAAACAACAUCCUGGUGGACUGGACUUUUGACCUCCCUGUGGUCUAAACCAUUUAGAGACAAACCUGAAACCAACACUUUCUACCAGAGUGCUGUGGACAAGGCCUUACAGAGUCCAAAUGGACACCUGGACUUGUUCCUCCGCUUCCUCCUGGGUCUUUCUCUACAGACCAAUCAGACUCUCCUACGAGGCCUAGUGACACACUCAGGAAGUAUCUCACAGACCAACCAGGAAACAGUCGAGUACAUCAAGAAGAAGAUCAGUGAGAAUCUGUCUCCAGAGAGAAACAUCAAUUUGUUCCACUGUCUGAAUGAACUGAAUGAUCGUUCUCUAAUGGAGGAGAUCCAACACUACUUGAGUUCAGGAAGUCUCUCCACAGAUAAACUGUCGCCUGCUCAGUGGUCAGCUCUGGGCUUCAUCUUACUGUCAUCAGAAAAAGAUCUGGACGUGUUUGAUCUGAUGAAAUACUCUCCAUCAGAGGAGGUUCUUCUGAGGCUGCUGCCAGUGGUCAAAGCCUCCAACAAAGCUCUGCUGGGUGGCUGUAAUCUGUCAGAAAGAAGCUGUAACACUUUGUCCUCAGUUCUCAGCUCCCAGUCCUCUAGUCUGAGAGAGCUGGACCUGAGUAACAACGACCUGCAGGAUUCAGGACUGAAACUGCUCUCUGCUGGACUGGAGAGUCCACACUGUACCCUGGAGACUCUCAGGCUGUCAGGCUGUCUGAUCACAGAGGAAGGCUGUACUUCUCUGGCCUCAGCUCUGAGAUCCAACCCCUCCCAUCUGAGAGAGCUGGACCUGAGCUACAAUCAUCCAGGAGACUCAGGAGUGAAGCUGCUGUCUGCUGGACUGGAGGAUCCACACUGGAGACUGGACACUCUCAGGGUGGAACAUGGUGGAGAGCAGAGGCUGAAACCUGGUGUGAGGAAGUAUGCCUGUGAACUCACACUGGACACAAACACAGUACACAGAAACCUCAAACUGUCUGACGACAACAGGAAGGUGACAGUAGUGACAGAGAAGCUGCCAUAUCCUGAUCAUCCAGAGAGGUUUGACAGCUGGCCUCAGCUGCUGUGUAGAAAUGGUCUGACUGGUCGCUGUUACUGGGAGGUCGAGUGGGAAGGAAGGGCUCAUAUAUCAGUGAGUUACAGAGGAAUCAGAAGGAGAGGACGCAGUGUUGACUGCAGGUUUGGACGAAAUAAUCAGUCCUGGACUCUGAUAUGCUCUGAUGAUGAUGGUUACUCUGUCAGGCACAGUAAGAGAACAACAGUCCUCUCCUCCUCCCCUCCUCCUCCUGUCUCUAACAGAGUAGCAGUGUAUGUGGACUGUCCUGCUGGCACUCUCUCCUUCUACAGAGUCUCCUCUGACACACUGAUCCACCUCCACACCUUCAACACCACAUUCACUGAACCUCUUUAUCCUGGCUUUGGUUUCUGGUCGUCUCUCAGGUCUGGUUCCUCAGUGUCUCUGUGUUCUCUGUAGGAGAGAGAGUCUCCUCCUGUGUACAGAAACACUCACACUGCUGACAAACACACCAUCUUUCUGUAAGUCAUACUAACUCAGGUUCAUUCAGGUUUUUGAGGCAAACUUUAAGAUUUUAGUUUUAGGUUUUCUUUACUUUGCAAUCUGAUUUUUUCUCUCAUAAAACAUCAUAUAUAUAUAUAUAUAUAUAUAUAUAUAUAUAUAUAUAUA
This is a messenger RNA of Siniperca chuatsi (mandarin fish), 3743 nucleotides long. Its product is annotated as protein NLRC3-like. Lineage: Eukaryota; Metazoa; Chordata; Actinopteri; Centrarchiformes; Sinipercidae. Gene Ontology annotation, molecular function: protein binding. The record is from RefSeq and is a predicted model, not a curated record.